Messenger RNA from Pelodiscus sinensis (Chinese soft-shelled turtle), 3160 nucleotides. NCBI's taxonomy places the organism in Eukaryota, Metazoa, Chordata, Testudines, Trionychidae. The record is from RefSeq and is a predicted model, not a curated record.
GGCUGCAACCAGUGCCCUCUGUGAGCUGGGCGCGUGGGUGGCCGCUCAGGAGACAUUCCAGUGCCACCCAGCUGUGUAGCAUCACACUCACCGCUAGGUUUGUGUUUCUGCUGGCGGUGCACAUUCACACAUCCCUCGGUGCACAUCGCAACAUUUAUUCCACACAUGUCUGGAAAGGAUUAGCGGGCGCGUGGGCUGUGAUGGAGGCAGCAGCUGCAGUUGCUCCGACAGCACACACGUGUUAUAUCCCGUUUUGGGUGACCGGCUUCCUUCCUGCAGUCGGACUGGCUCGGUUAUCCAGGGUUGCUCCAGCUAGCAAGGCCUGCAGCAGGAGCUGGGGGGAAGCGCACCAGGGCGGCGGAUUUCCUCUCCAUUGUGCGGCCGGGCCAGCCCUUUGUGUUUGGAUUCCCCAGGAUGGAGCUGCAGGGCCGGCAGGGGUUCCCACGCCCUGGGCUGGGUGGGCAGGUCCUGGGCCGUGGGGCUGGGCUGGAAGAUUAGGCUGGAGAGAGCCAGGAAAGUGACGGCGUCACAAGGCCCCUGUGUUGCGGCUUACCACGGGGUUCAGGGCGGGGACUGUGAUGCAGGAUCAGCCCAUGCGCCCGUCGCGCCUGGAAUUCCACCAACCCCCUGCCCUCGCCCCGGGUCAGAGCAAUGGGCCCAUCCAAGCCAGCAUCCUGCCACCCUGCCCAGUUGCCCAACUGGCUCUGCACCUCCUCUCUCAUUGUGGGCGGAAUGAUGCGACUUUCGGUGCUCCGGCUUUGUCAUCACAGGCUCCUGCGGGUGGGGUCAGGCUAAGUUAGGACACUGUCCGGAGCAGUGGAUCUUGCUUUUCCACAGUAACAUACAUGCACAACAAGCAGAGACGAGCCAAAGGCAGGCUCCGGGCUCAGAACCUGGGCGGGUGGAUGGGGGGAGAGAGAAAUUGUGCUGCAUUGGAUACAUUGGAAACCUGAGGCAGGACGGCUGGGAGGAAAAAGGAGAACAGGGUGGGCUUGUGGGGUCAGUGCUGCCCUGGGAAUUCUCAUAAAUCCUUUGAGUGAGUCACUUCAUCCCUCUGACCCUCAGUGCUCCGAUUGUAAAAUGAGGAUCAAGAGCUUUCUUUGUCUUGUCUGUUUAGAUUGUCAGAUCUCCAGGGGAAGAACCGUCUCUUCCCACGUGUUUAUGCAAUUCCUGGAGCAGUAGGAUCCUGGUCUUUGUUAGGGGCAUGAGGUGGGACUGUGGCCUGAGCGGAGUGACCAUGGAUUCGGCCAAGGAGAAGCUCAGGAAGGAGCUGGAGGAGGAGCUGAAGCUCAGCACGGAUGAGCUGCGGAGCCACGCGUGGUACCACGGCUGCCUGCCACGGGAGGAGGCGGAGUCCCUGCUGGCGGAGGACGGGGAUUUCCUGAUCCGGGACUCAGGCUCCAGCCGGGGGGACUACGUGCUGUCCUGCCGGUGGCGGGGCGAGACCCUGCACUUCAAGAUCAUCCGGGUGGUGCUGCGCCCCCGCCUGGGCUACUCCCGCACCCUCUUCCAGUUUGAGCAGGACCAGUUUGACAACGUGCCGGCCCUGGUGCGCUUCUACGUGGGCAACCGCAAGCCCGUCUCGGAGACCUCGGGCGCUGUGGUCUCCCAGCCCGUCAACAGGGCCGUGCCGCUGCGCUGGCUGCAGGAGCACUAUGGGGCCAGCCACCAGCCCCAGCUGGACGGGCAGGAACCGGCCAAGGGGGAUGCAGCUCCUGCCCGCAGACUCAGCCUCCGCGGACUCACCGUUGGGGAAGCGUCGCCCGAGGGGAACCUGCUCCGGACGAAAGACCGGAGCGGGAGCCACCCCACCGGGCUGGAUCAGCUGGGCCGGCGCCCCUCGCUCUACACGGCGCAGUCUGACGGUAACCUGCCCACAGGCAGCCCGGAGGCUCCCGCUGGCACGCAGGAGCGGGGCGAGCUUCCGCCCCUCUCGCCCGUCUUCCGCACUGGCAGCGACCCCGUGCUGCGGCCCACGGCCCCCCGGUGCCUGGAGCCAGAGGGGGGCGUGGCCCUGAGCGGCUCGGAGGGGCAGCUGCACUCCAAGGCUCCCCCCAAGCCCCUGCGGGCCCCCUCCUUGCUGCUGGGCGACGCCUCCCCGGAGCAGCUCAGCACCUACUGCGAGCUGGUGCCCAAAGCCCCGGCCGGCCGGCGGAGUCACGUGGCGCGGCUGCACACCGACGAGAAGUGGCGGGGCUGGGCCCGGGCCACGGACACGGCCUUCGGCUUCCUCGAGGACGAGGCGGUGCCGCUCCCCCAGCUGCGCCGCCGCGAGGAGGAGGAGCGGGGGGGCUUUGUGCGCCCCCUGCUGGAGACAGCCUCCUCCUUCCAGCCCCACAGCUUCCACUCCCUCCUCCUGCCCCCCGACAACAAGCCUCUGGAGCCCAGUGCCCUCAAACGGCUCAAGGAGAUCUUCGGCCAGCAGGACUGCCGGACCAUGGCCCUGCACGUCCUCUACAUGGACUGCCUGGUUGGCAGGAUCACCGGGGUGUCCCGGGAGCAGCAGCGAGCCAUGGGAGUGAGCUCAGGUCUGGAGCUGAUCACGUUGCCUCACGGGCACCAGCUGCGCCUGGACCUGUUGGAAAGACACCACCUCAUUGCUCUGGGCAUCGCAGUGGACAUCCUGGCCGCCACCCUGCAUAAGAUCAUCCAGCUGGCCAUGGAGCUGAAGGGCUCAGCCGGGGACCUGUUUGCGCUGUCGGCUGUGAUGAAGAGCCUGCAGCUGCCCCAGAUCACGCGGCUGGAUGAGACGUGGCGGAAGCUGCGGCAGAGCCACACCGAGAGCGCCAUCGCCUUCGAGAAGGACCUCAAGCCCUUCAUGAAACGCCUCAACCGGGGGGAAGGAGAGCGGAGGGCAGCAGCGCCCGGGGGCAAGGCCCAGGCGGGAUACCCAUUCGGGUACCGACCCCUGCUCAAGGCAUCUGUCUGCCCCUCCUCCCCCAUCGCCACCAGCGCCGGAGCCUACAAAGCCACCGCCGAGGCUAAGCUCCAAGGCUUCCGAGCCACGCCGGAGCUCCUCGAAGCGUUCCAAACGGAGUUCGCGCUCCGCUUAUUCUGGGGCAGCAAAGCAGCGGCCGGGGCCCAGGCGGGGCGCUACAAGAAAUUCGACACCAUCCUGACGGUGCUGUCCCAGAAACUCGAACCAGCCCGCAAACCAGAG